AUGUCAGCAGAAAGAAUUCGCUGGACAGAGGUACUGCCAACGGUGCUGCUCGGGAUCCGAGCAGCGUGGAGAGACGACCUGCAGGCGACCGCAGCGGAGCUGGUGUACGGCCAGACUCUGAGGAUCCCGGGGCAAUUUCUGGGCCGACAGCCUACGGACAACGAGGACGACGCUGCCGACUUUGCAAGGACGCUGCGUGAGCAAUUUGAGAAGCUGCGACCGGUGGACGUACCCGACACGGGGAGCGACGGCCAUUUAUCUAAAAGGACCUGGCGACGCCGAACAGGUUCCGAAACAGAAGAUAGCAGCUCGGCAGAGUCGGCACACGGAGCCGAGAGGGUGCGGUCGACGGACGGACGGCGCGAGACCAGGACAACCGAGGUCCGAGCGGCGAGGCGCACGAGAGACGCGAGGCCGCUGCCCCAGAUAGCAAGAGAACGACGCGAGCGGGGAGAAGGGUCCGAUUCCCGAGUCGAUUCCAGGCGGGCCUGUGACGCCGAGGAACCAGGAUGCGCAGUAUGCGAAGCCACAGGCCGUCACAACGUGCAGACUCAAAGAUCUCGCCGACAAAGAUGUUGCCGAAUACCGACCAUCGAAUCUGAUAUCUCUGUUUGGCAACGACGCGACAGCGGCUCGAUCUUUGUUUUAUGGAACGGCUAUUUUGAAUGCGGGAAGGUGGAAGAUAGCUGUUUCAACUUGGCUGAUAAUUUCUUCCAAGUCUUGACCAAGAAUGGGUACAACACCAAAGACAUCCAUCGAACAACUGAAAGGCUGAAAAAUAAAAUCUCCAGUUCUACAAAUAUGAGUGCAUCAAGUAAAAAAGAAGAAGAAGAUAAACAAGAUAAAAAAUGGACAAUCCUUCCGUAUCUUCAGGGUACAACAGAACGCAUUAGCAGGAUUCUGGGUAAACACAAUAUCAAAGUAAUUUCCAAACCUCAAAAUAAGAUUGCGCAACUACUUCCUAAUCCCAAGGACCGGAGACCACACUUAGAAACACCAGGUGUAUACAGGAUUCCUUGCUCCUGCGGAAAAGUGUACAUAGGCGAAACUGGGAGAAAGAUCAGUACACGAAUUAAGGAACACCAACGGAGUUCCAGGUACUGCCAUUUUAGUCAAUCAGCCUUGGCAGAACAUUGGAUGGUGACGGGACACUCAGUACAAUACGACAAAGCAACCAGACUAGCCCCCUCGCAAAGCUAUUUCGCCAGAAAACAUCCUGAAGCUCUAGAAAUUCUGAAACAUUCCGACAACCUCAACCGCGACAAAGGAAUCUACAUGAGUUUGCAACUACUCAUAGGGUCUACAAGAGUAAUUUUUUGUUACUGGCAUGCCGUUAACUGGGCGUCUCUUUUUACCUUUUUUUAAAGAUAUCGAGAGUUAAUGUUUUUUGGAACGUUAUUACCAAAUUAAAUAUGUCAUAAUUUCUACAACGUUUCUACAAUGAUAAAUGGUAAUAAAUAUAGAUAAGAAUCUUUUCUCGACCGUACUGGCAAAUAUUAUUUAUUCAAUUACAACGU
This is a messenger RNA of Nylanderia fulva, 1517 nucleotides long. Lineage: Eukaryota; Metazoa; Arthropoda; Insecta; Hymenoptera; Formicidae. The record is from RefSeq and is a predicted model, not a curated record.